UAGUUUAAUGUUAUGGUGUCUCUGUGCGCCGAGCUUUACGCUACGACUGCCCGAGGAUCUCGAGUCGAGUGCCGUCAAUGCGCUUCGCUCGGAGCGCGCUCGCUCUGUGACGCAGUGUAGUCCAACGGGUGUUGCGGCCGCCGAGGAGUACGAUGUGUGCCCGCCGAGCAAGUACCGCCAGCCGACAGCGGAGUGCAACAAUGUGUCGCAUCGCAAGUGGGGCGCUCGGGGCGAUAUUUUCCUGCGUCUGCUGCAAGCCGACUAUGCGGAUGAAGUGAGUCAGCCACGCAGCUCGCACGGCACUCACGCCCUGCCGGAUGCGGAACUGGUGAUUGAGCAGCUGCAGCGUCAUGUCGAGGGCGAGCUGCGUCAUCCGCACAUCACUGCCAUGCUGCCCGCCUGGGGCCAAUUGUUGGCCAACGAUCUGUACGAGGUCGGACAACUGCCUAUUAACGGCCGGUGCUGCAAUCAGGCUGCCGGCGCUAAGGAUCCCAGCGAGCUCCAGCAGUGCUUUGUCCGUCCCGGUCCCGACUGCAAGGAAUACAAGCGCUCGGCUCCAGGCUUCGAUGCCGAGGCAUGCAAAAAACAUACUCGCCAGCAGAUGAACAUUGCCUCGGCCUAUAUCGAUGGCUCCGGUCUGUACGGCUCCACUCAGCACGAGUUCGACCAACUGCGCACCUACAUCAGUGGCGGUGUGAAGGUGGAGAGCUGCCGUCAUUGCCAACUUUCAGGGGCCACGGGUGCUCUUCAUCGGGCAUUGCUGCAGCAGCACAACAAUAUUGGCGAGCAGUUGGCUCACUUUAAUCCCGAGUGGUCGGAGCAGGAUGUCUUCUUGGAGGCUAGACGCAUUAUAACUGCCACCAUACAGCACAUCACCUACAACGAGUUCUUGCCAUUGGUGUUGGGUCAGGAGACCACAGCCAAGGAGGGCCUACGACUGACACCCGAGAAGCAUUCGUCCAACUACUCGAGCUCAGUGCGUGCUGGCAUUUACAACGAGUUCGCCACCAGCGCCAUGCCUGCCUUCUGGAGCAUGUACCCACCCGAGAUGCUGUCACAGAAGAGCUCUGCCCACGAGCUGUUGUCGAUUGCCGCUCUGCAGAAGUCGUUGGUGCCCAGCCAAGUGAAUGCCGAUGGUUGGUCUGAGUUGGCGUUGGCCGUUCAUCGUGGCCGCGAUCAUGGCAUCGCCUCCUAUGUGCACGCAUUGGACCUUUGCGAGCGUCGCUAUGGCCAGGGCGCAGCAGCCACAAAUGUGAGCUUCGACAACUUAUCCACCUUGAGCAAUAUACCCGAGGAGCAUAUUACCAACUUGCGCGAUAUCUAUCAAAACGCCGAGGAUAUUGAUUUGCUUGUGGGUGCGCUGCUCGAAGAUCCCGCUGUCGGUGCUUUGUUCGGACCCACCAUUACCUGCCUGAUGACACUGCAAUUUGAGCAGAUCAAGAAAACCGAUCGUUUUUGGUAUGAGAACGAAAUUCCACCCUCUUCCUUUACGCUGGAACAGCUGAAGAGCAUUCGUCAGACCACGCUAUCCGGCUUGCUUUGUGGCUCCCAUCAAGUAACAACGGCCCAAUCAAAGGCCUUUAUACGCGAGGAUAACUAUCUGAACUCCGUUUUGGACUGCACCCAGCUGCCCAAGUUCGAUAUACGCCCCUGGAAAGUGAGUGUGGAGGAUGAUACUCUGGUGGAGCAUGUAGAUGUUGAGCCCGAGACCAAGGAUGCCUUUAGUGAAUUGAAUCCUGCGCUGAUUGAGGCGGCUGUGGAGCGUGCCAAGCAGGAGUUGGAGGAGCGCAAGCGCUUCGAGUACGAGGUGUGGCGUCAACAGGGCGGCGUCAGCGCUAAAUCACCUGAUGGCACCGCAGCUUCUUUCAGCAAGGCUAAUCGCGCUGCUCUAGACAUUGCCAAUUCUUCGUUAAUUUUCGAGCUAACCUCCAAUGAGAUUCUCAAGUCACUGAACAGCAUUUCGCGUCGGAAGCGCCAAAUUUUCAAUCCAAAUCAGAAAGCCUUUAAUCGCAACGAACUGACGGACACGUUGCAGACUGUGGACAUAAGUUCGUUGAUAGGUCAGCAGCAUCAGAACGAGGGCGAAUGUCCGGAACCAUCGCAGCAAUGCGAUGCCAGCAGCCCCUUCCGCACCAUGUCGGGACGUUGCAACAACCUGCGCAAUCCCAACUGGGGCAAGUCGCUGACCACCUUCUCGCGUCUGCUGCCUGCCCAGUAUGAGGAUGGCAUUUCGGCACCCCGUGUUACUGGCAUUACCGGAGGCCCAUUGCCCAACCCUCGCACCAUUUCCACCACCAUACAUCCGGACAUAUCGAACUUGCACACACGCUACUCUCUGAUGGUCAUGCAGUUUGCGCAGUUUGUCGAUCACGAUCUGACCAUGACGCCCAUACAUAAGGGCUUCCAUGAGUCCAUUCCUAGCUGCCGACGUUGCAACUCCCGUCAGACAGUGCACCCCGAGUGCAACCCCUUCCCCGUGCCACCUGGCGACUUCUAUUAUCCUGAGGUGAAUGUGACCAGUGGUGAACGUUUUUGCUUCCCCUCGAUGAGAUCGCUGCCCGGCCAGCAGACGUUGGGUCCACGUGACCAAAUAAAUCAAAACACCCACUUCCUGGACGGAUCCAUGAUCUACGGUGAGAAUAUUUGCGUGGCUACACGUUUGCGUGGCUUCUCUGGCCGCAUGAACAGCACCGUCCACCCAGUGCGCGGUAAGGAGCUGUUGCCUCAGACCAACGUCCAUCCCGAGUGCAAAUCGCCCAGUGGUCUGUGCUUCAGCGGUGGCGACGAUCGCGCCUCCGAGCAACCUGGUCUGACUGCCAUCCACACCAUCUUCAUUCGAGAGCACAAUCGCCUUGUCGAGGGUCUGCGCGGCGUCAAUCCGCACUGGAACGGCGAACAGUUGUUCCAUCAUGCCCGUCGUAUUGUCAGCGCUCAGGUCCAACACAUUGCCUUCAACGAGUUCCUGCCCCGCAUUCUCAGCUGGAACGCCGUCAAUUUGUAUGGCCUGAAGCUGUUGCCUCAGGGCUACUACAAGGACUAUAAUCCCUCGUGCAGUCCCAUUAUUUUCAAUGAAUUUGCUGCUGCCGCCUUCCGCAUAGGUCACUCCCUGCUUCGUCCCCACAUUCCUCGUCUCAGUGUCCAGCAUCAGCCUGUGGAUCCACCCCUGCUGCUCCGUGAUGGCUUCUUCCGCAUGGACGCUUUGCUACAGCCGGGCAUCAUUGAUGAGAUCAUGCGCGGUUUGGUUGCCACGCCCAUGGAGACGUUGGAUCAGUUCAUUACCGGCGAGGUCACCAAUCACUUGUUUGAGGAUCGCAAGAUUCCCUUCUCCGGUAUUGAUUUGAUCGCUCUCAACAUUCAGCGUGCACGCGAUCACGGCAUACCAUCCUAUAACAACUACCGUGCUUUGUGUAAUCUGAAGCGCGCCAGCAACUGGAACGAUCUGAGUCGCGAAAUACCUACCGAGGUGAUCAGCCGCUUCCAGAAGGUCUAUGCCUCCGUCGAUGAUAUCGAUCUGUUCCCUGGUGCCAUGACAGAGCGUCCGCUGCAGGGCGGUCUGGUGGGUCCCACACUAGCAUGCAUUAUCGGCAUCCAGUUUAGACAGCUGCGCAAGUGCGAUCGCUACUGGUAUGAGAAUCAGAACCCCGAAGUCAAGUUCACCGAAGCUCAGCUGGCUGAGAUACGUAAGGUAACGCUGGCCAAGAUCAGUUGCGAGAAUCUGGAGAUACCCGGCGAUAUGCAACGUGCUGCCUUCGAUUUGCCCAGCAAUUUCCUUAAUCCUCGCGUACCCUGUCAGUCCAUGCCACAGAUUGAUUUGAAUGCCUGGCGCGAGAAUGUGCAGGGUUGCCAGAUUGGCUCGCGAAAUGUGCGUGUUGGCGAGUCCGCCUUCCCCUCGCCGUGCACCAGUUGUGUUUGCUCCACCGAUGGCGCCCAAUGUGCCUCACUGCGCAUCACCGACUGCGGCCAGCUGAUACGUCAGUGGCCCAAGGAGGCUAUUCUGCGUGACGAGGUCUGCAACUCGCAGUGCGGCAUCUAUUUGACCGGCCAACAGGCCUCCGGCUUCAGUCCCCAGCAGCGUCAGGGUCUUGCCCAGCCGCGCGUUACACGUUCGCGCAAUCAGAAUCUCUUCAAGUUUCCCGAUCUGACGCCCUUCAUAGCGUCCUUGUAGAAUCAUCGUCUACGCGUCGCUGAGAGCAGGCUUUCGCAACGUAUUUGCGUAUUUUGUAAAUAAUUUAUGCACGUUUAACGGCAAUGUGUCACAAAACAACCAACAGCCAACAGCAUUGUCGCCCUAAGUUUAAUUUUUGUUCGCUUAUGUAUAUCUAAAGACUUGUUUCAAUGCAUCUGACUACUCGUAUAACCUACUAGAGACAAGAACCGUUUAUUGAAUAUCGAAAUACAUAUUCGAAAUCUCCAGCUGCCAAUUAAAAGUUCCGAAUGUCACAAAUCUGGGAAAAUGAAUUGCGCCGCUAUUCAAAACUUAGCAAAAUUGUUUGUUUAGGUUCGCGACAAUAACAAAUAUUUACUAGACUAAGCGACUUCCGAUUAGUUAGCAUUUGAAUGUACUCGUACGUAAU
Molecule: messenger RNA, 4574 nt
Organism: Scaptodrosophila lebanonensis
Lineage: Eukaryota; Metazoa; Arthropoda; Insecta; Diptera; Drosophilidae
Exons: 9
Coding region: 8-4165 (1385 amino acids)
Biological process (GO): response to oxidative stress
Molecular function (GO): heme binding; peroxidase activity
Source: RefSeq, a predicted model, not a curated record